Penicillium malachiteum is the source of this 5364-nucleotide messenger RNA. It is a transcript of the gene pld3, whose product is annotated as phospholipase D. The transcript has 3 exons. Gene Ontology annotation, biological process: cell motility. The record is from RefSeq and is a predicted model, not a curated record. NCBI's taxonomy places the organism in Eukaryota, Fungi, Ascomycota, Eurotiomycetes, Eurotiales, Aspergillaceae. Gene Ontology annotation, molecular function: catalytic activity; phosphatidylinositol binding. The coding region runs from base 1 to 5364 and encodes 1787 amino acids.
AUGACGAGCCUGGUACCGGGUCCAUCGGCGAGAGAGGCUAGCCGUACCUCUGAAAUGGAGGAAACUAAGAAGCUCGAUCCAAUCUCAACCUCGAAUGCACCAAAGCUGGCAUCACCCUUCCCCUCACCCACCGAAACUAAAUGGCCCGCUUCAUUCAAGCAGAGUCAGACAACGGAUAAGUCUCAAGAGAACCAAAGCAUAGACAAUCAGCAACUGUUACAGGAGACCCAAUCUACUCCUCAGAGCAAGGAGAGCUUCCGUCAUGCAUCGUCCCAGCACGGUUCACCCAAGGAGAAACCAUCCCUGAGCACUCGGCCACCAAAUAAGUCCAAUGACGACAAUGCACCCUCUUCGAGCCGUCAGAAGUCACAAACACCCGCCACUGGGAUGUCUCCGUCCUCCCGGGCCCCUAGCGUUCAAUUCCGUGAUACCGAUAACGAGAACACAGAAGUACCGCAAUCCCGGCCUCAAUCCAGACCCACAUCUCUAUAUGGCGACGAGGGAGAACAAACGGCGAGAGGAAGGUCAUUCAUCACCAAGCUCAAGUCAUCAUUUACAUCCCACUCGCGUUCAGCUAGCGGAGGAGCACUUCCAGAGUUCCGACCAGCCCACUCGGAUCUAGGAACGCCCGGCUCCGAGCGAGGCGAAUUCCGCUUCCCAGAGCCAUUAACAGAAGAAGGGAGUGACAUUGACGCAGAUGCGGAGGAGAGUGGUGCAGAGCAGUCAGACCGUCCCAAGAAGAAGAAAAUCCUACGUCGUCCGCGCGCCCAGGAAGAGGACUCUGGUAGUCGGACUGCACCCACAACGCCCAAAACUGGCCGUCGACCUUCAUUCCACUUUUCGUCAUCUUUUGCGCCAUUCGAGAAUUACCGUCAAAAUAUCUUCCCCAGAAGAGCCAGCACUACAGACUUCACCCCUCAGCUACGAGAAGGAGUAUCGGAGGAUGAAGGUCGUGAGAGACUCAAUCGUCGGAAACGGAGUGCUUGGGGUGCCACCCGUGGGAUGUCAUACAUUGGAAGACAACCAGAAGAAAACGCCGAUGAACAACGACCAAGUCACCUCAGACGACUCACUGGUCUUGCUGGUCCCUCCGACAAUCCUGAGAGCCUCGCAGCUACAUGGAGACGCCAUCGUGGCGAGCGCGGCACAAGUGCCGGUGCACAAAGAUGGAAGCAGAUUAAAGCAGGCUUCAAACUCAUUGGCCAGCGGCGCAAGGUUGAUAACACGGUAGACAACAAGAAAUCAGCAGAGCUUCUUGCCGAGUUAGCCUCCGCCGUGCCAGCUGCGCUCAUUUUGGCCAGUUUCUUCCAACGAGAUGAACAUGGAAGCAAACGCAUCCCGAUUCUCUUGGAACAGCUUAAAGUGCGCGUGACAGAUAGCCGGAUUGAUACACACUCUAGUGAUCGCCACUUGAUCUUCCGCAUUGAGCUGGAGUAUGGCAGUGGUAUGACGCGAAUGAAGUGGAUUAUUUUCCGUACAUUGAGGGACUUCGCAAACUUGCAUUUGAAAUACAAGCUCCAUCUUGGAACUCAAAAGUAUAUUCAGCUGCGAACGAGCGAGAAUAGCCCUAGUCUUCCUCGUUUCCCCAGGAGUGCAUUCCCGUACCUGCGCGGUGUUCGGGGACUGGAAAGCGAGUUUGAGGAUGAAGAUGAAGAUGGUGGAUAUGAGACUGGACCAGAGGCAAUGAGUGGGACAGAAAGGCAAGGGAAGAAGAAAAAGCAAAACCAGCAACAUCAACGCCGUCCAUCUGGUGCUCUCACUCGUCGAAAGUCCAGUCUGACAAACGCCGAAGGAGAACCUGCUGCAGGCCCUUCGUCUACUUACGAAGGAACUACCGGUGCCAAAAGGGAGAGCUACCCAGAGCGGCAACGAAAAAAGCUUGAAAUGUACCUGCAGAAGAUGAUCCGUUUCUUGAUCUUUCGGGCUGAUAGCAAUCGUCUGUGUAAGUUCCUGGAGCUGUCCGCGCUUGGCGUUCGCCUUGCUGCAGAGGGAAGUUACCACGGUAAAGAAGGGUUCUUAAUCAUUCAGUCAUCAAAGGGGUUGGAUUUCCGAAGAGCCCUGAAUCCAUCUCUCAUCAAAAAGCGACACUGGCCUAAGUGGUUCCUCGUUCGACACAGCUACGUGGUUUGCGUGGAUUCACCCGAGGAGAUGAAUAUCUACGACGUCUUCCUUGUCGACCCUUAUUUCAAGAUCCAAACCCAAAAGAUGAGCCUCCGCAAUCAGAAGGCAAAGGACUUGGCAAAGUCCGCAAAGCAGUCCGCUAGACAUCCUCAGCACCAUACGCUUCGCCUUGAAAAUUCCGAACGUAAGCUGAAGCUGCUUGCCCGUAACGAGCGCAUGCUCCAGCAAUUCGAGGAUUCGAUCAGAUUCAUGGCCCAAAAUACACCAUGGAUGCGCCCGAACAGAUUCGAUAGUUUCGCUCCAGUGCGGCAGAAAUGUUUUGCACAAUGGUUAGUUGAUGCACGCGACCACAUGUGGGUUGUCUCGAGAGCAAUCAACCAGGCCAAGGAUGUGAUCUACAUUCACGACUGGUGGCUAAGUCCAGAACUCUACAUGCGACGACCAGCUGCUAUUAGUCAAAAGUGGCGACUGGAUCGUCUCCUGCAGAAAAAGGCCCGCGAAGGUGUAAAAAUAUUCGUCAUAAUGUACCGCAACAUCAACUCUGCCAUUCCCAUUGACUCUGAAUACUCCAAGUUCUCCCUCCUUGAGCUGCACCCCAACGUCUUUGUUCAAAGAUCGCCGAACCAGUUCCGUCAAAAUACUUUCUUCUGGGCCCAUCAUGAGAAGCUCUGUCUUAUUGACCACACGAUCGCUUUUGUUGGAGGUAUCGAUUUGUGCUUUGGACGUUGGGAUACACCUCAACACAAAUUGACCGAUGACAAGCCUACCGGGUUUGAGACUGGCGAUAUGCAAAAAGAUGCUGACAACUGUCAACUGUGGCCUGGAAAGGACUACUCCAAUCCCCGAAUCCAAGAUUUCUAUGACCUGGAUAAGCCUUAUGAGGAAAUGUACGAUCGAAACGUUGUCCCGCGCAUGCCUUGGCACGAUAUCUCCAUGCAUGUUGUUGGCCAACCCGCUCGUGAUCUUACCCGCCAUUUCGUUCAGCGAUGGAACUACAUUCUUCGCCAGCGGAAGCCUACUCGCCCAACUCCAUUCCUUCUGCCUCCUCCCGAUUUCAACCCUGCUGAUCUGGAGGCUCUGGGCUUGGAUGGAACGUGUGAGGUACAAAUCUUGCGAUCUAGCAGCAUGUGGUCCACUGGUACUCCAGAUGUCACCGAGCACAGUAUUAUGAAUGCCUACGUCAAGCUCAUUGAAGAGUCGGAGCACUUUGUUUACAUUGAAAACCAAUUCUUCAUUAGCACCUGUGAGAUUGACGGUCGAAAGAUUGAGAACUUGAUCGGUGAUUCUUUGGUGGAGCGAAUUGUGCGUGCAGCAAAGAACAACGAGGCAUGGCGCGCGGUUAUCGUUAUUCCACUGAUGCCAGGCUUCCAGAACACCGUGGAUAGCGAGGGAGGAACUAGCGUGCGUCUGAUCAUGCAAUGCCAAUACCGCAGUAUUUGCCGCGGUGAGACAUCCAUAUUUGGUCGUCUGCGAGCGCUGGGUAUCGACCCUGAAGAUUACAUUCAAUUCUUCAGCUUACGAACCUGGGGUAAGAUCGGACCACAGAAGCAAUUGGUCACCGAACAGCUGUACAUCCAUGCCAAGUGUAUGGUCGUUGAUGAUCGGGCUGCUAUCAUUGGCUCAGCCAACAUCAACGAACGUUCUAUGCUUGGUUCGCGUGAUUCCGAGGUCGCAGCCGUGGUACGAGAUACUGAUAUGAUCACAUCCACCAUGAACGGCAAGCCUUAUCUCGUUGGAAGGUUCCCGCACACUCUUCGCAUGCGAUUGAUGCGUGAGCAUCUUGGAAUUGACGUUGACGAGCUUAUGGAGCAUGACUUUGAUACUGAGGAAGAGCUGCGGAAGAUCCAGGAUGUUGAAGAGGGUACACCUGCCGACGAAAGACAGCAGCGCGAAUCAGAGGCAUCUGUCAUCGAGCGACAAGAUGAGCGGGAGAUGAUGGAACGCCGACAUCGCGUACAAGACGAGUUCUUGUCUCGUUCCGAAGACAUGCACAGCUUCAACCAUGAUGUUGAUUGGGAACAGGGCAAUAACCCCAAUCUCAAGAGCAACCGCAGGUUGACUGCUGAUCCUCGUGUCACAGACAACCCUGAACAUCGCAAGGAUGUGGACGGUGAAGGCCCGGACAACUUGAUAGCCGCAGAGCGGGCAGGUCGCGGAGUUGGUCGUGAUUCACAGGUUUCACCGGCAGGAAGAGAGUCUCUUUUGUCCCCUCUUCUACCUGAGGGCAGAGGCACUAUUCAGCAACCCAAGCCAUCUCGGUCCAAGUCAACCCGCAAGGAUAUAAAGCACGCGUCUUGUGAGGAAGCUUCUCGCGACCCGGAGACCAAGAAUAGCCCGGAUACGUCGACCUACGGCCAUGGCGUCUCUGCUGAAUCAUCGAGUCGAGAGUCGGAAUCCGGAGCUGCUGGUUUGAAUGUGACCAAAGAAAGCCAUGACAGUCCGCGAUACGGCCACCCAUCCAUCCCAGAUCUGAACCAAAUUUUUAUUGACAAGGACUGCAUGAAGGAUCCCGUAAAUGACGGGUUCUAUCUGGAUACCUGGCAGGCUGUUGCAGAAAAGAACACAAAGAUUUACCGAUCUGUAUUCCGGUGCAUGCCGGAUAACGAGGUCAAGAGUUGGAAAGAAUACAAGGAAUACGCUGCUUACGGUGAGCGUUUCGCGGAGAUGCAAAGCCAGCAACCCAACAAGCCAGCGAAUUCCUCUGCGCAGCGACAGACCGGUGUUAACUCACCGACGCCGCUUGUCAGCCCUAAGACUGAAGUACCUAAUCCUCAGACAAUUGAUGAGAAGGCCGCGCUCCGGACUGCAGAUAGUGAACAGCCUCACUCAGACCUCGCACAAAAAGAGAACUUCUCUCCCUAUGACGAGAAGAAUCGUCUGAAGACCGCUUCUGACCCGCACCUGUUGAGUACUGUACAUAAUGGACAGGGUGGCGACAACCCCACAGCUGGAGAGGACCACGAGAAGCCCCGUUCGAACUCGGCACAUGUCGACUACUCCGAGGCAGUCAAUCUCAAUGCAUCUCACUCCAAGAAGCGCGGACGCAGAGCGACCGCCAGUGGUUCUAAGCGUGAAUUCCAUGCUGCAGAUGAAGUGAUGGACAAAUCCCGUGCGGAGGACCUUCUCAACCGGGUUCAAGGUCAUCUCAUUCUUUGGCCAUAUGACUGGCUUGAGAAGGAGGAACAAGGCGGAAAUUGGCUAUACGCCUUGGAUCAGAUUUCGCCCUUGGAAAUUUACAACUAA